Messenger RNA from Sorex fumeus (smoky shrew), 2676 nucleotides. It is a transcript of the gene RAPGEFL1, whose product is annotated as Rap guanine nucleotide exchange factor like 1. Bases 394 to 2385 code for a protein of 663 amino acids. Gene Ontology annotation, biological process: positive regulation of GTPase activity; Ras protein signal transduction. Gene Ontology annotation, molecular function: guanyl-nucleotide exchange factor activity. NCBI's taxonomy places the organism in Eukaryota, Metazoa, Chordata, Mammalia, Eulipotyphla, Soricidae. The transcript has 15 exons. The record is from RefSeq and is a predicted model, not a curated record. Gene Ontology annotation, cellular component: plasma membrane.
UCCCCCGCGGCCAGGAGCGCAGCCGCCGCCGCCGCCACCGCGUCCAACGCCCGCUGCCUCUGUCGCCGCAGCCCGGCCCAGGAGCACAGAGCCGGUGGGGGGGGCCCUGGCCCCGCAGCUCCCCACCCUCCGGGCCGCGUGCGAGCUGCCGCCGGCAUGGGGGGCUGCUGAGAACGGCCACUCCUGCCCGCUGGCACCUCCCCCGGCCACUGGCCACUGGACUCAGGCCAGCGAGCCUCGACCACCUCGCGCCCCCCGUCCGGCGCCUGCCACGGCCCCGCGAUCGGUCCCCCACCCCCGGCUCUGAGCACCGUGUCCCCGCCCCCCCCGCCCGCGCCUGGGACACCUGGGUCUCCCGGCGGCCCCGGAGGACAGGGGCGGGGUGGGGGGGGCAUGAAGCCGCUGGAGAAAUUUUUGAAGAAGCAGACGUCGCAGCUGGCGGGGCGAGCGGUGGCGGGGGGUCCCGGCGGGGGUCCGGGUUGCUGCGGCGGGCCCGGAGGGGGCGGGGGCCCCGGCGGGGGCGGCGGGCCGGCGGCGGGAGCGCGGCCGCUGCAGCGGCGUCAGAGCGUGUCUCGCCUGCUGCUCCCAGCUUUCCUCCGGGAGCCCCCCGCGGAGCCGGGGCUGGAGCCGCCCCCCGAGGAGGAAGCCGGAGAGCCGGCGGGGGUCGCCGAGGAGCUCGGCGGCGGGGCGCCCUGUUGGCUGCAGCUGGAGGAGGUGCCCGGGCCCGGGCCGCUCGGGGGAGGGGGGCCGCUGCGCUCCCCUUCCUCCUACUCUUCCGACGAGCUGUCCCCCGGCGAGCCCCUGACUUCGCCGCCCUGGGCCCCCCUGGGCGGCCCCGAGCGGCCGGAGCAUCUCCUGAACCGGGUCCUGGAGCGGCUAGCCGGAGGGGCCACCAAGGAGAGCGGUGCCUCAGAUAUCCUGCUGGAUGACAUUGUCCUCACCCAUUCUCUCUUCCUCCCCACGGAGAAAUUCCUGCAAGAGCUACACCAGGUCAGCUUUAUUUGGGCAGGAGGCCAGGAGGGUCCGGAGGGGCUAGGGCGGAAGCAGGCCUGCCUCGCCAUGCUCCUGCACUUCUUAGACACCUACCAGGGGCUGCUGCAGGAGGAGGAGGGGGCCGGCCGCAUCAUCAAGGACCUGUACUUGCUGAUCAUGAAGGAUGAAUCCCUGUACCAGGACCUCCGGGAGGACACACUGAGGCUGCACCAGCUUGUGGAAACAGUGGAGCUGAAGACCCCAGAGGAGAGCCAGCCGCCCAGCAAGCAGGUGAAGCCCCUCUUCCGCCAUUUCCGCCGGAUAGACUCGUGCCUACAGACUCGAGUGGCCUUCCGGGGCUCUGACGAGAUCUUCUGUCGGGUCUACAUGCCAGACCACUCCUACGUCACCAUCCGCAGCCGCCUCUCGGCCUCUGUGCAGGACAUCCUUGGCUCUGUGUCCGAGAAGCUGCAGUACUCAGAGGAGCCAGCAGGCCGAGAGGAAUCCCUCAUCCUGGUGGCAGUUGCCUCUUCUGGAGAGAAGGUCCUUCUCCAGCCCACCGAGGACUGCGUCUUCACCACGCUCGGCAUCAACAGCCACCUGUUCGCCUGCACCCGGGCCAGCUACGAGGCCCUGGUGCCCCUCCCUGAGGAGAUUCAGGUCUCACCAGGGGACACAGAGAUCCACCGAGUAGAGCCAGAAGACGUUGCCAACCACCUUACUGCCUUCCACUGGGAGUUGUUCAGAUGUGUGCACGAGCUGGAGUUCGUGGACUACGUGUUCCACGGGGAGCGCGGGCGCCGCGAGACCGCCAACCUCGAGCUGCUGCUGCAGCGCUGCAGCGAGGUCACGCACUGGGUGGCCACCGAGGUGCUGCUCUGCGAGGCCCCGGGCAAGCGCGCGCAGCUGCUGAAGAAGUUCAUUAAGAUCGCGGCCAUCUGCAAGCAGAACCAGGACCUGCUGUCAUUCUACGCGGUGGUCAUGGGGCUGGACAACGCUGCCGUUGGCCGCCUGCGGCUCACCUGGGAGAAGCUGCCAGGGAAAUUCAAGAACUUGUUCCGCAAAUUUGAGAACCUGACGGACCCCUGCAGGAACCACAAGAGCUACCGAGAGAUCAUCUCCAAGAUGCAGCCUCCCGUGAUUCCUUUCGUGCCGCUGAUCCUCAAAGACCUGACUUUCCUGCAUGAGGGGAGCAAGACUCUUGUCGAUGGCCUGGUGAACAUCGAGAAGCUGCAUUCAGUGGCCGAGAAAGUGAGGACUGUCCGCAGGUACCGGAGCCGGCCCCUGUGUCUGGAGAUGGAUGCCUCUCCCCAUCACCUGCAGAUCAAGGCCUACGUGCGCCAGUUCCAGGUCAUCGACAACCAGAACCUCCUCUUCGAGCUCUCCUACAAGCUGGAGGCGAACAGUCAGUGAGCACGGGUUUCCGCGAGACCCCAGGCUCCAAGGACACCUGGCACUCAAGCACUUUGUACCAUGUCCCGGCCCACCUCCGGCUCCUGUCCCUGAACCAACUUCCUGCCCACAGGCAAGAUUUGGGAAGAUUUCCCCCGACCCUCAGGCCUUGUCCACCCUGCUGAAAGCGCCUGCCCCUUGCUUCCUCAAGUCCAGACCACCAGGGAAGGCGGGCAGGGGGCCACUCUGUCUGCACCUGCCCUUGCACUCCGGUUGGAAUUGUGGGUGCGUCAGGCAGACUUCCUCCCCACU